Messenger RNA from Thlaspi arvense, 1194 nucleotides. The record is from the annotation of a GenBank genome assembly. Lineage: Eukaryota; Viridiplantae; Streptophyta; Magnoliopsida; Brassicales; Brassicaceae.
AUGGAUCAAUCAAACAUUGGGAACAUGGAAUCGAGUUCUCCAUUCAUCAACAUCUCCCAGACCUUUAUGAGCUUCCCACACUUACUGGCAGCAUCAGCGUGCGUCCUCAUAGCCUUCUCUGGUUACUAUUUCUUCAGACCAAGAUGUAUAUACCUCAUUGACUUCUCUUGCUAUCAACCUCCAGACUUCUUACGAGCUCCAGUCUCCAAUUUCAUUGAGCACCUUACGAUAUCCGGUGUGUUUGACAGAGAAAGCCUUGACCUCCAGCAGAAGAUUCUAGAGCGGUCAGGGAUUGGAGAUGACGCGAGCGUGCCUGCGACAGUCCAUGAGAUUCCACCAAAUGCUUCUCUCUCUGCAGGUAGAGAGGAAACGCGAGAUAUCCUCUUCACUGUUGUUGAAGACCUUCUCUCAAAGCACAAGAUAGAUCCAACGAGUAUCGACAUCCUUGUGUCUAACUGCAGCCUCUUCUGUCCUUCUCCGUCAAUAACCUCCAUCAUCAUAAACAGAAUGGGUGGGGCAGCGAUUCUUCUCUCCAACAGGAAGCAAGAUAAGCACAAGGCCAAGUACAAACUCCAGCAUCUGAUUAGAACUCAUGUCGGAUCAGACAAUGAAUCAUACGGGAGUGUAAUGCAGCAGAUCGAUGAGGAAGGGCUAGUGGGAGUAGCUUUGUCCAAGCAGCUUGUCAAGGUAGCAUCAAAGGCCUUGAAGAUCAAUGUGGUGGAGUUAGGCCCUAGGGUGCUACCUUAUUCAGAGCAGCUCAAAUACAUAAUCUCAUUCAUCCAAAGAAAAUGGGGAAUCCAGAAGGAGGUAUACACACCCAACUUCAAGAAAGCCUUUGAGCAUUUCUGUAUACAUUCUGGAGGAAGGGCGAUAAUCGAAGGAGUGGAGAAGCAUCUGAAGCUGGACAAAGAAGAUGGAGAAGCUUCGAGAACAACACUGUAUCGUUAUGGGAACACAUCUUCGUCUUCACUGUGGUAUGAGCUGCAAUACCUGGAGGCGAAAGCUAGGAUGAAAAAGGGCGAUAGAGUAUGGCAGAUUGGGUUUGGAAGUGGCUUUAAGGCUAACAGUGCUGUGUGGAAAUGCAUUUCGGAGAUCAAUUCAAAAGACCCCAAUGCAUGGUCUGAUCGAAUCCAUUUGUAUCCUGUCUGUGGAGAUGCUUCAAGUGCAACGUUGAGGACAAAGCUUCUUUCUUGA